AUGUUCAGCAAUUUUAGUCGUGAUAACUUGCGCAAUGACAUUGCUGUGUUGGAGCUGGGAGAAGUGGUGCGUUUCAACGAUUACAUACUACCCGCUUGUCUCAAUGUGGAUCCAGUGAUGUCUAGUUGGAACGGAACAGCGAUAGGAUGGGGCAUGAUAGAAAACGAUGAACUGUCUCCUGAGCUUAGGCAAGCGGAACUACCGAUGAUCGAUCCGGUGAACUGUUUGAUCAGUGAUCGUGACUACUUUGGACACACCAUUGAUCAUGGCAUGUUUUGCGCUGGUCAUCAGAACGGAACAACGGUCUGCAACGGGGACAGUGGAGGUGGAUUGUUUGUCAAACGAGAGGACAGGUGGUAUCUAUCCGGAAUUGUAUCGUUCAUAAAAAAGAGACCGGAUCACACGAAUUUCUGUUCAACUGACAGCUACGCAGGUUUUACAGACGUUUCAAAAUACAUAUCCUGGAUAAAAAAUGAAACCAACAUUCAGGUGCAGGCGAAAUCAAAACUGGUCACAUCAAAUCGUGGAGGUUCAAAUCGAAAAAUUAUGGUUCCAUCCGGUGUUCCUCAAGGCAGCCAUCUGGGUCCACUUUUGUUCAACUUCUUCGUGAACGACCUUUGUGAACUUAUCGAUUCCGAAAUAGUAUUCUAUGCAGACAUUCUCGAUAUGUAG
Messenger RNA from Uranotaenia lowii, 672 nucleotides. RefSeq names its product coagulation factor IX-like. NCBI's taxonomy places the organism in Eukaryota, Metazoa, Arthropoda, Insecta, Diptera, Culicidae. Gene Ontology annotation, molecular function: serine-type endopeptidase activity. The transcript is spliced from 2 exons. The record is from RefSeq and is a predicted model, not a curated record. The coding region runs from base 1 to 672 and encodes 223 amino acids. Gene Ontology annotation, biological process: proteolysis.